This is a messenger RNA of Armigeres subalbatus, 1929 nucleotides long. Its product is annotated as alkylated DNA repair protein alkB homolog 8. Gene Ontology annotation, biological process: tRNA wobble uridine modification; tRNA methylation. The transcript has 2 exons. Gene Ontology annotation, molecular function: tRNA binding; S-adenosylmethionine-dependent methyltransferase activity; tRNA (5-carboxymethyluridine(34)-5-O)-methyltransferase activity. NCBI's taxonomy places the organism in Eukaryota, Metazoa, Arthropoda, Insecta, Diptera, Culicidae. Bases 97 to 1911 code for a protein of 604 amino acids. Gene Ontology annotation, cellular component: cytoplasm; nucleus. The record is from RefSeq and is a predicted model, not a curated record.
CUCUUAUUUACUUUGAAGUAAACAAAACUCGCAUAAAGACUCCAUAAAUUUUAUUUUGUAAUUUUUAAAUUUUAUAACAAAUUGAAUGUGUACAAAAUGGGACUGUCUAAAAAUGCAGAAAAAAAGAUUCAUCGUAAAAUCAAACGGUGUCAGUUUCUGAUAGAGCGCGAAAUUAAUUUAAAAUUUAGUGAUGCACCAACGGAGUGCAUAAUAGUUUGCAAUGCUGGGUUGUCAACCGGUCUACAGCAGGAGAUGCUCCUGGAGGAGAUACUUCAGUGUGGUAAGGCGAACGUAGAAGACAUCUUGUUUCCAGCUGGUAAGUCCUAUUGCUUUCUCCGGUUUGGAUCACCGCAGCAAUCCCGAACCGUUUACGAGUCCAUGAAUGGGGUGGCAACUCUUGGUCAGGAUGGAUGUGUUCUGCUACUGUCAUAUUGUGUCGGGUUUCCGGAGAAUGCAAUUGAAUCAGUGAAGGAUGUUUGUCCACCUGGGUUACUUCUGAUUCCGGACUUCGUUGACGAAAAAUUCGAAAUUGAAUUGCUAGAGUCAGUUGAUUGGGGCGAAAUGGACAACAGCCUGAAACAUCGCCGUGUCAAACACUUCGGAUAUGAGUUUCUUUAUGGAACGAAUAACGUAGACCGUACAAAACCUUUACACCGUAAAAUUCCUUCCAUUUGCGACCAGUUGUGGGUGAAAUUGAAGGAACUUCACCCAGAACUGGAAUGGCAUGUGCCGGAGCAAAUGACGGUUAAUCGAUACGAACCGGGACAAGGCAUUCCUCCACAUGUUGAUACGCACAGUGCGUUUCACGAGCCAAUCGUUUCACUCUCCCUUGGCAGUGAUAUCGUAAUGGACUUCCGUAAUAACGAAGGACGAAGCUUAAAUGUGAAUCUUCCAAGGAGAUCACUGUUAUUAAUGACCGGUGAAAGUCGGUUAGGAUGGACUCACGCUAUAACGCCUCGAAAGACAGAUACCAUUCGUUCGAAGAACGGUCUUUCGAUUCGAAAACGUGAACUUAGAAUAUCUUUUACAUUUCGUAAGCUUAAAGAUAGUCCUUGUCGGUGUCAGUUCCACUUCUUGUGUGACACCUAUCAGCAAGAAACUAAGGACAGGACUGACCAGAUUGAAGAAAACGCCGCCCAGCUGGAAUUAGAAAAUGUUCACAGAGUCUACAACGAAAUAGCAAAACACUUCAGUGAAACGAGACAUUCACCAUGGCCACGGAUUGCUAGUUUUCUUGAAUCACUGCGCCCUGGGUCGGUCUUGUUGGAUAUUGGAUGCGGUAAUGGAAAAUAUCUGGGGUUGAAUACCAACGUCAUUGGCUUGGGAUGCGAUCGAAGCGAUGGAUUAUUGAAGGUUUGCACGGAACGAGGAUUUAACGUGGUGCAAUGCGAUUGCCUUGCGUUGCCAUUCAAAUCGGGAUGUGCGGAUGCGUGCAUUUGUAUCGCCGUUAUUCACCACUUGGCAUCGUUGGAACGCCGCAAACAGGCGAUUGAGGAAAUGUGUCGGGUUCUGAGAGCUGGAGGACGGGCAUUGAUCUACGUUUGGGCCAAGAACCAGGAAGCUAAUGCCAAGAAAUCGAGUUAUCUGCGCCAGAACAAGCAAAACAAUAAAAUAUCCCGGGGCGUCCAAUUAGAAACGGUUCCGACUUCUGUAGAGCAUAGCAUGGAAGGGAACACAGGUCUACCGAUCCACACCAAUAGGACGCAGUUCCAGCAUCAGGAUGUGUUGGUGCCCUGGAAGUUGCGUGACGUGGAACGGCAGGAGAAGGAAACGAAAGUGACAUUUCUUAGAUAUUACCAUGUGUUUGAAGAGCCUGAACUGUCUGGAUUGUGUCGGGAGAUUGUUGGAAUCAGUGUGGAGGAAAGCUAUUAUGACCAAGGCAAUUGGUGUGUUAUUUUUAGAAAAGAAUAAACUUGUUCAAUAGAAUAA